GAUUGAAUCAUCUACUAUUUCUUUCGCUGCUUGUCUUCGUAGUAUGUCUGCACUUCGAAAGAAAUUUGGGGACGAUUACCAGGUAGUGACCACCUCAUCUAGCGGGUCUGGAUUCAAUCAGCCUCCCCCGGAGAAAAAGAAGAAGAGGCAGAGGUUCGUGGACAAGAACGGGCGAUGUAACGUCCAGCAUGGGAACCUGGGUGGUGAGACCAGCAGAUACCUCUCAGACUUGUUCACCACGCUCGUAGAUUUGAAAUGGCGCUGGAAUCUAUUUAUUUUCAUCCUCACCUACACGGUGGCCUGGCUCUUCAUGGCCUCCAUGUGGUGGCUCAUCGCCUACAUCAGAGGAGACCUCAACAAAGCGCACAAUGACAAGUACACUCCGUGUGUGGCCAACGUCUACAACUUUCCCUCCGCGUUCCUCUUCUUCAUAGAGACCGAGGCCACCAUUGGAUAUGGCUACAGAUACAUUACGGACAAAUGCCCGGAGGGGAUCAUUCUCUUUCUCUUCCAGUCGAUCCUCGGCUCGAUCGUCGAUGCGUUUCUGAUCGGCUGCAUGUUUAUCAAGAUGUCUCAGCCCAAGAAGAGGGCCGAGACUCUGAUGUUCAGUGAACACGCCGCGAUUUCCAUGCGCGAUGGGAAACUAACUCUCAUGUUCAGGGUUGGAAACCUGCGUAACAGCCAUAUGGUCUCUGCACAGAUCCGCUGCAAAUUGCUGAAAUCUCGUCAGACGCCCGAAGGCGAGUUUCUUCCGCUGGAUCAGCUGGAGCUGGACGUGGGCUUCAGCACCGGGGCAGACCAGCUCUUUCUCGUCUCACCACUCACGAUCUGCCAUGUGAUUGACACCAAGAGCCCCUUCUACGACCUCUCCCAGAGGUCCAUGCAAACAGAGCAGUUUGAGAUUGUGGUGAUACUUGAAGGAAUAGUGGAGACCACAGGGAUGACCUGCCAAGCGAGGACGUCGUACACCGAGGACGAGGUUCUGUGGGGACACCGCUUCUUCCCGGUCAUCUCCUUGGAGGAAGGCUUCUUCAAGGUGGACUACUCUCAGUUUCACGCCACUUUCGAGGUGCCCACCCCGCCGUACAGCGUGAAGGAGCAGGAGGAGGCCCUGCUCCUGUCCUCGCCCCUCAUGGCGCCGUCCCUGUGUAACAGCGGGGAGAAGAACAGCUCCCUGGACUGCCUGGAGACCCUGGAGGACAAUGACAGCACCACCAAGCUGCCCACCAAGCUCCAGAAGAUCACGGGGCGGGACGGCCUGCCCAAGAAGCUGCUGAGGAUGAGCUCCACCACCUCAGAGAUGACUUACAGCUUCGGGGACCUGCCCAUGAAGCUGCAGCGGAUCAGCUCCGUACCCGGCGUCUCCGACGACAAGGGGGCCGGCAAGGCCUCCAAGAUCAGCACGGAGCCCAUGAGUAAGUCGGUGGCGGACUUGCCCCCGAAGCUGCAGCGACUGGCCGGGGGCGGAGGGGGCAGGAUGGACGGACACCUGCCGCCUAAACUUAGAAAGAUGAAUUCGGAUCGCUUUACAUAAAGCGGGCGACAUAUUUUAACUUAUGCCAUCCCACUUUGGUUCCCCUCCCCGAAACCCUUGUACUAUUCCUAAUUUAUUAUUGGACAAUAUUCUUAUAAUACAAGAAAUGUAGGAUUUGUGCACAAAUACCUUAUAUGACAUAGGGUGAUGGAGUUGAGCACAUUUAUCUCUGGAUGUAAGUGUACAUGCUGAAACGAUGAAAGACCUCUGAUUUUUAAUUUAGAUUUAUUUACCUUUUUUUUGUUCUCCUCCUCCUUUUUUUAAGGAUGAUGUACAAUUAGCACAAUCUGGCAUGUAAGAAACAGCGCAUGUAGAACAGAAUCUCAAUAAUUUCUGGCAUGACAUUUACUGAUAUCUUAUUUUACAAAAGAAUUUCAUUAGUGGAUUUACAGACAGUGGAAAAAUUGCACAAAGCCAUAUGAUUUACAUCAUGGGAAAAACCGACAUUUACAUGGUUCUAAUUUGUGGUGGCGAAAGGCACAUACGUUUGUUUUGAGUUGAUUGCUUUUGUUGUUUAAUGUAAAAUCGUGGCAAUGUUACGUUGAUUGCAUGCUCCUCUUAUUGACUUAGCUAUACAAAGGUAAUAGACAAAGAUGUUUAGCCUUAACUAUAUUACCUUGUUUCCAUUUUCAUGUUUGUUCACAACUGUAUUUUUGGUAUUUCAUAUAUAGACUAUUUUACCAUGUACCGAUUUUAUGACUUUGUUAGAUGAUCAAAUGCAGAAUAUGUUGCCCGAUGAUGCAUUUUAACAAAUAAAAAUGCAUUAUUGGCAUCAUAUGACCGAUCUGACUGGGCACAACGCUAUAGGUGAUUUCCACUUGCUUAUUAAAGUAACACUUAAGUUGAAAGACUCAAUACUCGUACUUGAUAAGCACAAAACAAUCAUAAUAUAAUACCCUGUGAUAUUAGAAAGCGUUUAUGGGCAUUUUGUCUUAAAUUAACUGCUCAGAGCAGUAGCUUAGUACUGUGCGACCACUUUGUUCCAGUAUACAACGCAAAGGCGAUUUAUCGUGGUCAUAAAAGACGCUCGAUUAUAAUUUUCAACUUAGGUGUUACUGGAUAGAAAUUGGUGGGCCUGUAAGAAAACCAUAACCUUUGUUUUAAGGGCCCAUAACAUCCCUCCUCUGUGAUGAAAGCAAUAAUAUUAUAAUGACUAUAAUCUUUAUAUAGCCACAGGGUCUACCACAGCCCCAUUCGUUCUGUUUACUGAAUCCAUGCCAUAAAAUCUGGUUUUCUCGAAAUGCAUCAAAGACAUUGUAUGAUACCCAAUCUCUUCAGGAAUAAAGAUCUGACGUACCUGU
This is a messenger RNA of Salarias fasciatus (jewelled blenny), 2835 nucleotides long. RefSeq names its product potassium inwardly rectifying channel subfamily J member 3a (gene kcnj3a). Gene Ontology annotation, molecular function: G-protein activated inward rectifier potassium channel activity. Gene Ontology annotation, cellular component: plasma membrane. The record is from RefSeq and is a predicted model, not a curated record. Gene Ontology annotation, biological process: regulation of monoatomic ion transmembrane transport; potassium ion import across plasma membrane. NCBI's taxonomy places the organism in Eukaryota, Metazoa, Chordata, Actinopteri, Blenniiformes, Blenniidae. The transcript is spliced from 3 exons. Bases 44 to 1534 code for a protein of 496 amino acids.